AUUGAGCCAGCGAGGAGUGAAGCUGAGUCUGCCUCAUACACUCCUAGAGGACCGCCUUCAGAAUAGAGUUCUUUUCGCCCCUUCCUCCUUCUCCCAGCUCCUCUCCUGGCUUUUCUACCCGCCCAAUACAAUGCAUGCUCGAGUGGCAGCCCCAGAGAACUGAAGCAAACCAAAGAGAGAGGACUGGAGCCAAGACACUUCUGGUGGGGAAGCUUGGAUGCCUGGCUUUCUUUGAGGUCAUCUUUGGAACGAGGGUGGCUUUGGGGUGGAGGGUCGUGCUGCAGGGAACCCAGCCAGGCCCCAAGAUGGACACUUCUGGGCACUUCCAUGACUCGGGGGUGGGGGACCUGGAUGAAGACCCCAAGUGUCCCUGUCCAUCUUCUGGGGACGAGCAACAGCAGCAACAGCAACCGCCACCACCGCCAGCGCCACCAGCAGUCCCUCAGCAGCCUCCGGGACCCUUGCUGCAGCCUCAGCCUCCGCAGCUUCAGCAGCAGCAGCAGCAGCAGCAGCAGCAGCAGCAGCAGCAGCAGCAGCAGGCUCCAUUGCACCCCCUGCCUCAGCUUGCCCAACUCCAGAGCCAGCUUGUCCAUCCUGGUCUGUUGCACUCUUCUCCCACGGCUUUCAGGGCUCCCACUUCAGCCAACUCCACCGCCAUCCUCCACCCUUCCUCCAGGCAAGGCAGCCAGCUAAAUCUCAAUGACCACUUGCUUGGCCACUCUCCAAGUUCCACAGCCACAAGUGGGCCUGGUGGAGGCAGCCGACACCGGCAGGCCAGCCCCCUGGUGCACCGGCGGGACAGCAAUCCCUUCACGGAGAUAGCUAUGAGCUCCUGCAAAUACAGCGGUGGGGUCAUGAAGCCCCUAAGCCGCCUCAGCGCCUCUCGGAGAAACCUUAUCGAGGCCGAGCCCGAGGGCCAACCCCUCCAGCUCUUCGGUCCCAGCAACCCCCCAGAGAUUAUCAUCUCCUCCAGGGAGGAUAACCAUGCCCACCAGACUCUGCUCCAUCACCCCAACGCUACCCACAACCACCAGCAUGCCGGCACCACUGCCGGCAGCACCACCUUCCCCAAAGCCAACAAGCGGAAAAACCAAAACAUUGGCUAUAAGCUGGGACACAGGAGGGCCCUGUUUGAAAAGAGAAAGCGGCUGAGUGACUAUGCUCUGAUUUUUGGGAUGUUUGGAAUUGUUGUUAUGGUGAUAGAGACCGAACUGUCUUGGGGUUUGUACUCAAAGGAUUCCAUGUUUUCGUUGGCCCUGAAAUGCCUUAUCAGUUUAUCCACCAUCAUCCUGCUUGGUUUGAUCAUCGCCUAUCACACAAGGGAAGUACAGCUCUUUGUGAUCGACAAUGGUGCAGAUGACUGGCGGAUAGCCAUGACCUACGAGCGUAUCCUCUACAUCAGCCUGGAGAUGCUGGUGUGUGCCAUCCACCCCAUUCCUGGAGAGUACAAGUUCUUCUGGACUGCACGCCUGGCCUUCUCCUAUACCCCGUCUCGGGCAGAGGCUGACGUGGACAUCAUUCUGUCCAUCCCCAUGUUCCUGCGCCUGUACCUGAUCGCCCGAGUCAUGCUGCUGCACAGCAAGCUCUUCACUGACGCCUCCUCCCGAAGCAUCGGGGCCCUCAACAAGAUCAAUUUCAACACCCGGUUCGUCAUGAAGACGCUCAUGACCAUCUGCCCCGGCACGGUGCUGCUGGUGUUCAGCAUCUCUCUGUGGAUCAUCGCUGCCUGGACUGUGCGAGUCUGUGAAAGGUACCAUGACCAGCAGGACGUAACUAGUAACUUUCUGGGUGCCAUGUGGCUCAUCUCCAUCACGUUCCUUUCCAUUGGCUAUGGGGACAUGGUGCCCCACACAUACUGUGGGAAAGGUGUCUGUCUUCUCACUGGCAUCAUGGGUGCAGGCUGCACCGCCCUUGUGGUAGCUGUGGUUGCCAGAAAGCUCGAACUCACCAAAGCAGAGAAGCACGUGCACAACUUCAUGAUGGACACUCAGCUCACCAAACGGAUCAAGAACGCCGCCGCCAAUGUCCUCCGGGAAACAUGGCUAAUCUAUAAACACACAAAGCUGCUAAAGAAGAUUGACCACGCCAAAGUCAGGAAACACCAGAGGAAGUUCCUCCAAGCUAUCCAUCAACUGAGGGGUGUCAAGAUGGAACAAAGGAAGCUGAGUGACCAAGCCAACACCCUGGUGGACCUUUCCAAGAUGCAGAACGUCAUGUAUGAUUUAAUCACGGAGCUCAAUGACCGGAGUGAAGACCUAGAGAAGCAGAUUGGCAGCCUGGAGUCCAAGCUGGAGCACCUCACAGCCAGCUUCAAUUCCCUGCCCUUGCUCAUCGCAGAUACCCUGCGCCAGCAGCAGCAGCAGCUGCUCACUGCCUUCGUGGAGGCCCGGGGCAUCAGUGUGGCAGUGGGAACUAGCCACGCCCCUCCCUCUGACAGCCCUAUCGGGAUCAGCUCCACCUCUUUCCCAACCCCAUACACAAGUUCAAGCAGUUGCUAAAUAAAACUCCCCACUCCAGAAGCA
Messenger RNA from Arvicanthis niloticus (Nile rat), 2522 nucleotides. RefSeq names its product potassium calcium-activated channel subfamily N member 3 (gene Kcnn3). Gene Ontology annotation, cellular component: membrane. NCBI's taxonomy places the organism in Eukaryota, Metazoa, Chordata, Mammalia, Rodentia, Muridae. Gene Ontology annotation, molecular function: calmodulin binding; small conductance calcium-activated potassium channel activity. The record is from RefSeq and is a predicted model, not a curated record. Gene Ontology annotation, biological process: potassium ion transport.